UUUUUGGAACCUCUCUAUCGAAGCUAAUGGCGGAACUAAAUGGAGUCAUGCCGACCAUAGACUUAGGAGAGGUUUCUGAUAAGAUUCUGAAUCAGAAAAUCCGUGAAGCGAGUGAGAGAUGGGGAUGUUUUAGGGUGAUCAACCAUGGGGUUUCAUUGUCUUUGAUGUCUGAGAUGAAGAAGACUGUUAUUGAUCUCUUUGAGCGUCCAUACGAGGUGAAACUGCGUAACACCCAUGUGUUACUAGGUAGUGGUUACAGGGUUCCAAAUGAAACCAAUCCUUACUAUGAAGCCUUAGGUCUCUAUGACAUGGCUUCUCCUCAAGCUGUCAAUACCUUUUGUGACCAACUUGAAGCUUCUGCGGAUCAAAGGGAGAUUAUGGUUAAGUAUGCAAAAGCUAUUAAUGGACUUGCAACGGAUCUAGUGAGAAGAUUAGCAGAGAGUUACGGACUGGUUGAGACCGAGUUUUUCAAAGGAUGGCCGAGCCAGUUUCGGAUCAACAAAUAUCAUUUCAAACCCGAAGCAGUCGGGAAGCUCGGUGUGCAGUUACACACGGAUUCCGGGUUCUUGACGAUUCUUCAAGAUGAUGAAAAUGUUGGUGGACUUGAAGCUAUGGACAGUUCUUCAGGAAAGUUUUUCCCUAUAGACCCGUUGCCAAACACGCUUGCUAUCAACCUCGGUGACAUGGCUACGAUAUGGAGCAAUGGAAGGUUGUGCAAUGUGAAGCAUAGAGUGCAAUGCAAAGAAGCAACAAUGAGGUAUUCUAUUGCUUCCUUCUUAUUGGGACCAAUGGAUACAGAUUUGGAACCUCCAAGUAAGUUUGUGGAUGCAGAACAUCCGAGACUAUACAAGCCUAUUAGUCACGAAGGGGUACGGAAUAUUAGAAUGACUAAAAAAUUGCAUGAUGGAGAAGCUCUCAAGCUUAUUACCCAUGAGAAGCUAGAUAAAUGACCAGGGGCAUUGUAAGAUUGUUGCGUUGCGUAAUGGAAUUAGAAACUGCAGAUUAUUGUCAAAGUCCCUAGGAAUGAGAAAUAAAGAUGUAUUUUUUUUUUGUUUUUUUGUGGUUCGAAAAUAAAGAUGUCAACCUAUUGGAUUGUUGCACAAUCUAUGAAAUUCUUACCUUAAGUUUUCUGUGGAUGCAA
Camelina sativa (false flax) is the source of this 1141-nucleotide messenger RNA. RefSeq names its product 2-oxoglutarate-dependent dioxygenase DAO. The record is from RefSeq and is a predicted model, not a curated record. NCBI's taxonomy places the organism in Eukaryota, Viridiplantae, Streptophyta, Magnoliopsida, Brassicales, Brassicaceae.